UCUGCUCCUCUGUGAAUGUUACAUGCAAUUAUAGUCAAACCUCUUCUUCUUUUACAGGUCAGCACUGACACUUCAGGCUUGAGGAAGCCAGAUCCGAAAGGUCGGAGUGCCCUGUUGGCUGAUAUCCAGCAAGGAACUCGCCUGCGAAAAGUCACACAGAUCAAUGACCGCAGUGCCCCACAAAUCGAAAGUUCGAAAGCAAGCAACAAAGAAGGGGGAGGCUCUGCCAACUCCCGAGGAGGAAACACACCCCCAGUCCUGGGAGAUCUCUUCGCUGGUGGCUUUCCUGUGUUGCGACCAGCAGGCCAGAGGGAUGUAGCAGGUGGCAAGACAGGGCAGGCCCCUGGUUCACGAGCGCCUUCUCCCCGGCUUCCCACCAAAACCAUUAGUGGCCCACUUAACCCCCCUGCGUCUCCCAGGCUAGGCAAUGCCUCUGAGGCCCAAGGCGCUGCCAGGAUAGUCCCUCCUCACCCCAAUGUGCCCGCCCCACCUCCACCCCCUCCGCCCCUACCUCCACCUCUACCACCGUCUUCCCCCACCAAGGCCUCGCUGGUUUCCCCACCUGGCCUACCGACCAAAGGGAGCUCUCCUGCCAUUGCACCCACUGUCCCCUGCCCUCCUCCGCCUCCACCUCCGCCGCUUCCUCCGACCCCACCCCCUCUGCCCCCGGCCUCCCUACUCAGUGACAAGGCAGUGAGGCCUCAGCUGGCCCCCUUGCACCUCCCGCCCAUCCCGCCCCCGCUCCCUCUCCUCCCACCCUGUGGGUAUCCAGGACUCAAUGAGGAGCCCGCCAGCCCCGCGCAAGAGGUGCCAGAGCCUCCCGCCCCGCCGCCGCCGCCCCCUCCGCCCCCUCCGCCGCCCCCACUCCCCCUGUAUGCUUCCUGUUCGCCCAGGGCUUCGGUGCCAGCGCCUCCCUUGCCCGGCGCUAACAACAGCAGCGAAACCCCUCCCCCGCUGCCCCCCAAGUCCCCCAGCUUCCAGGCCCAACAGCAGAAGGCGAGCGCGCAGGGCUUGCCCGCACCACCUGGCCCUCUGGGACCUCAGCCGCUCCUACAGAAGAGGAGGAUCUGCAGAGGCCCAGGGACCAGUGGGGGAAAGCUAAAUCCACCUCCAGCACCUCCUGCAAGAUCACCCACCACAGAGCUUUCAAGCAAGAGCCAGCAGAACCCUGCCUGGACCCCCACCCAGCAGCCCGGAGGUCAGUUGCGGAAUGGAAGCGUGCACAUCACCGAUGACUUCGAGUCUAAAUUCACGUUCCAUUCUGUGGAAGACUUUCCCCCUCCGGAUGAAUACAAACCAUGCCAGAAGAUUUACCCCAGCAAGGUCCCCCGAAGUCGCACACCUGGUCCCUGGCUCCAGACCGAGGCAGCAGGACAGAGCCCAGAUGACAUCAAAGGCAGAAAUGCUCAGGUAACAUAGCCCUCAAGGAGAUUCUCCUGGGGAACACAGAAAUACUCAGCAGCUGGGCAGCCUUCCUCAGACUCGUUUUCUACAUGGAAAGCCAUUUUGGCGUGGCUUUGUUUCAAGCCAGAAUGGAACACUUAGAAUUCAAGAGCUGAAACAUGGAAGGGCCCCCCCAGAAUCACUACCACAUGCAGAAGCAAGUUGAGCCACUCAGAACCCACUUUGGACUCAUUCUGCUGUCAUCACCCCAGUCCCUGCCCAUUCUUCCCUGAGUAGGAUAGUUUGAGAAGCCUGUGAAAAACCCUGUAGCAUUUCUAAAAUCUAAUUCAGUGUUCUCUCUCACCUGUAGAAUCCGUGGCUCCUUUUGGUGCCCUUAGAGCUUUUUCCUCCAUCGAUAUUAUAAUUGAUUUUGGCCAGAUUGACUCACAAGCCAAGUCCUUUGGCUAUAGGAAAUUGACAAGGCCAAGAGGGAGACCACACGGGUGCUUCUGUGCUAAGACAGUCUUGAAAGAAAUGCCCUUGCUCUCACCCCAUGCAACUAGAAGUGUCUCCUAACCUGGGCAGAGGUGACAUCUCCCAUUGGACAUAAUAGAGUCUCACAUUUAAAAGUCCUUUGUUUCUUUGAAAAUAUGUACAGUCCUACUCUGGCCCUCAUCCUGUUUCAGGGUUCUGUGUGACAGACAACGGGCUGGCUUGCUGGUACACUGGGCCAUCCCACAGCGGGAUGGAAUGUGAAGGAAAGUGACCUAAGAAGGAAGGGCCUCGAUUCCCAAAAUCCAGGGUAGUCCCUGGGACAGGCGGUAGGUACUUCCUCUGGCAAACAAGCAUUUCCCUUCUCUAACCUCAGCUAACCCAGGAAUAGCAAUAUCCAUUCUCAGAUGAUCAUAGGUUCAAAACAGGUAUACAACUGUAGUUAAAGAAGCAUAUGCACAUAAAAAAGAAAGAAGAGAGGAAGAAUAUGCACAGAAUUGUUACUAGAUGGAGGGGAUUCUGAGAGGAUGAUGGGAGGAUCUGUCUCCCCACCUGAACAACAAUUGCACUGGCAAAACCCAUCUGAUGGAUUUUGUAUGGAACUCUGUGUAGAACUCUGGGGUCCAUUGAAGGCUUGCAAGAUCCAGGGGAUGCUUGGAGAAUAAAUCAGAAUUGAUUUUAGGUGAUUUCAGCUUGUACCAGUAGCUGCUGAGCAUCCCCCAACCAGCCCCAUGGCAGGCAGCUAUGCAUGUGUUCUUGGAGUAACUUGCACACAGUUUGGGGGAGCCAAGAAGGGCAAAGGGGAAAAAAAUAUCCCCAUCCUCCACACGUUGGGGAUCUGGGCUUUAAUUGCCCACUGCUGCUUUUGAAAGUGUGGGUGCAGGUAAAGAGGUGGCAUCCCCCCUGCACCUCUUCCCACCACUGCAGGUCUCUCUCCUUCUAGCUGAAGCAACCUCCAGGAGAAUUUUUUUUCUUCUCUUCAUUUUACUGUUUCUACUUUUGGAAGCGAAACGUUAAAGACCAAGCUGUUUGAAAGCAACUUCCUAUGUAGGGGAAAUUAGGAAGUAACCACGUAUGUUCAAGAGAAAAGGCAGAGGCUCCAGAAAGACCUGAGAAGACCUUAAAUUUAUACCCCAAGCUGAUUCUUGGCAUAGAGAUAACAUACAAAAAAUAAGAUAAAAAUAGAUAGAAUAAAAUUAAAAUGAUAACAAAUACUUCUAGCAAAUUCUGAGGAAGGAAGAGGAUCUGCUUUCUAGUGUUACGGCAUUGUUUGAUUCAGAUAUCAUUCCCAACAACAAAAAAGAAAAUCACAAAUUACACAAAGAAGUAGAAGAGUGAAGACCAUUCAACAACAACAACAACAGUAUCUUUGAAAAAGGAUUGAUGGCAGAUCUAUUAGACAAAGAGUUUAAUACAGCAGUCUUAAAAAUGUUCAUGCUGGGCAUGGUGGCACGUACCUGUAAUCCCAACAAUUUGGGAGGCUAAAAGGGGAGGAGAGCAAGUUCGAAGCCAGCCUCAGCAACUUAGUGAUGCUC
This is a messenger RNA of Ictidomys tridecemlineatus (thirteen-lined ground squirrel), 3410 nucleotides long. The record is from RefSeq and is a predicted model, not a curated record. NCBI's taxonomy places the organism in Eukaryota, Metazoa, Chordata, Mammalia, Rodentia, Sciuridae.